AUUCGCAAUGCCAGCUUCCCGUGAAGAUUCUGUUUAUUUAGCCAAAUUGGCCGAACAGGCCGAGAGAUAUGAGGAGAUGGUCGAGAACAUGAAGGCUGUCGCCUCCUCUGGCCAAGAAUUAUCCGUUGAGGAAAGAAAUUUGCUGUCUGUUGCCUACAAGAACGUGAUCGGUGCCAGAAGAGCCUCAUGGAGAAUUGUGUCUUCGAUUGAGCAAAAGGAAGAGGCCAAGGGCAACGAGACCCAGGUUUCUCUUAUAAGAGAAUAUAGAGCCAAGAUCGAAGAGGAACUUUCAAAUAUCUGUGAGGACAUUCUGACCGUGUUGACUCAACACUUAAUUCCAACUGCUCAAAGCGGUGAGUCUAAAGUGUUCUACUAUAAGAUGAAAGGUGACUACCACAGAUAUUUGGCAGAGUUUGCCGUCACAGAGAAGCGUAAAGAGGCUGCUGACCUUUCGUUGGAAGCUUACAAGGCUGCCUCUGAAGUUGCUGUGACCGAGUUGCCACCAACCCACCCGAUCAGAUUGGGUCUGGCGUUGAACUUUUCCGUUUUCUACUACGAGAUUCUCAACUCUCCAGACAGAGCUUGCCAUUUGGCCAAGCAAGCUUUCGAUGACGCCAUUGCCGAAUUGGAUACACUAUCAGAAGAGUCCUACAAAGACUCGACUUUAAUCAUGCAACUCCUAAGAGACAACUUGACAUUGUGGACCUCCGACAUGUCUGAGGCUGGCCAAGACGAGCCAGCUCCUGAGAAAGCUGCUGAAAAACCAGAUGAUGAGUAAGUUUGCUAACUGUUUUCUGUAUAAAAGUGCCUUCCAUCUCAGGUUACGUUGUCGUUGCUUUAUGAUUUAUAGUUAUUAGUUAGCUAGACCC
Molecule: messenger RNA, 869 nt
Organism: Ogataea polymorpha
Lineage: Eukaryota; Fungi; Ascomycota; Pichiomycetes; Pichiales; Pichiaceae
Product: BMH1 protein
Exons: 1
Coding region: 8-778 (256 amino acids)
Biological process (GO): signal transduction
Cellular component (GO): cytoplasm
Source: RefSeq, a predicted model, not a curated record